AAUAAGAAGUCCUACACAUGGUCAUGUACAGUCCACGUUUGUGCACCACACACAAACUUACAUACACACAGCUAGCUAGCUCCUCUUCAACACGAACACAUAGCACAACUAGAUUACUAGAGUUUAGACCUUAGAUCACACGCACACACAAGUAGUAGAGUACUACAAGAUGGCUGGAGGCGGAGAAGAAAAGGUGAAGCUGCUGGGAACAUGGGCGAGCCCGUUCGUCCUGCGAGCGCAGCUCGCGCUCAGCUUCAAGGGUGUGAGCUUCGAGAACGUCGACGAGGACCUCAGCAGCAAGAGCGACCUCCUCCUGCGCUCCAACCCCGUGCACAAGGCGGUGCCAGUGCUCAUCCACAACGGCAGGCCCGUCUGCGAGUCGCUGGUCAUCGUGCAGUACGUCAACGAGGCCUUCGACGGGUCGCCCCUCCUCCCCGCCGACCCCCACGAACGCGCCGUCGCCCGCUUCUGGGCAGCUUUCAUCGGAGACAAGCUAGUGGCACCAUGGCAUAAGGUGUUCACGGCUAAGAUCGAGGAGGAGAAGGCCGAGUGGAUGGAGCAGACGCUGGCGGCGGUGGAUGUCCUGGAGGGGGGCCUCAAGGAAUGCUCCAGGGGCGGGAGCUUCUUCGGCGGCGACAACGUCGGGUACGUUGACGUCGUGCUGGGCGGGGCCGUGCCGUGGGUCUACGGGACGGAGGCGCUCUCCGGUACGAGGCUCUUCGAUGCCGGUAGGGUCCCGCUCCUGGCGGCGUGGUUGGAGCGCUUCGGCGCGCUGGACACAGUCAAGGCCGUCAUGGCAGACAUCCCGACGAGACUGGUCGAGCUCGCCAAGAAGAAGCAGGCCGAGGCCGCGGCCGCAGCUACGGCUGGAGAUUGCUAAAGCCCAUGACGCAGCAGCGUCACUGCCAUUGGGUUGUUAACAUCUGAAGGAAGAACUACGAUACUUGUUCAAAAAUAAUUGGAUGAUUGUUUGUUGUAGAAUAAAUAAUACAAUAUUUUUGUACUGUAAUUCACUCUUUAUGUUGGUAAUUUCUUCAGUCUUGACUCUAUUCAAUUUCA
Molecule: messenger RNA, 1059 nt
Organism: Triticum dicoccoides
Lineage: Eukaryota; Viridiplantae; Streptophyta; Magnoliopsida; Poales; Poaceae
Product: probable glutathione S-transferase GSTU6
Exons: 2
Coding region: 170-880 (236 amino acids)
Biological process (GO): glutathione metabolic process
Cellular component (GO): cytoplasm
Molecular function (GO): glutathione transferase activity
Source: RefSeq, a predicted model, not a curated record